This is a messenger RNA of Jaminaea rosea, 913 nucleotides long. RefSeq names its product B-cell receptor-associated 31-like protein. Gene Ontology annotation, biological process: intracellular protein transport; endoplasmic reticulum to Golgi vesicle-mediated transport. Gene Ontology annotation, cellular component: endoplasmic reticulum membrane; endoplasmic reticulum. Lineage: Eukaryota; Fungi; Basidiomycota; Exobasidiomycetes; Microstromatales. The record is from RefSeq and is a predicted model, not a curated record. The transcript has 4 exons. The coding region runs from base 1 to 597 and encodes 198 amino acids.
AUGACGCUCUACUACGGCAUCGUCUUCGGCCUCCUCUGCUUCGAGGUGGCUAUGUUCAUGAUGCUUAUCCUUCCCUUGCCCUUCGCAUGGCGUCGAGGCCUCUUCAAGUUCCUGGCUAACAACCCAGUCGUCGCCAAGAUCCAAUACGGCCUCAAGAUUACCUUCAUCUUCGUUGGCGUCCUCUUCAUUGACGCGGUACAGCGCAUGUGGAAGGUGACGUUGGAGGGCGACACGAUGCGCGAGUCACAGGGUAUGAGGGACAGCAGGACAGAGAGCAACUUCCACGCUAGGAAGUUCUACGCUCAGCGCAACACAUACCUGACUGGCUUCACGCUGUUUUUGAGCUUGAUCCUCUCCCGCACCUACUCCCUGAUCACUGAGCUCAUCACUACGCAGGAGGAGCUCGUGGCAGCCAAGGGAGGCAAGUCGACUUCAACUACUGGCUCAUCGUCGGCGCUGGAAAAGGAGAAUGCCGACCUGAAGCGCGAUCUGGCCAACCUCAAGAAGCAGGCUGGGCAGCAGCAGACGGAGUACAAUAGGAUGGGAGACGAGCUUACGGCUGCUAAGGGGCAGGGCGUUAGCUCGAAGAAGGACUAGGUGGGCUGACCAAGGACGGAGAUGAGGGUGCUGUGGAGGUGGAUUCGGGCCCAACAGCGGGGUGGGACAGGAAGAGAAGCAUCUGUGAAGCGGCUACGAUGGUGUGGGUACGCCACCCUCGAUGGCAACCGUGGAAAAAAGAUGUGACUGGCAACAGGGCUCGCAUUCGAUUUCAUUCAUCAGAUCGUCACGUCGUUGAUGCUACCUUCAAUUCGCUCUGCUCAGUAGGACGACGUCCCUUCUUGUCGCUCAUUGCUUUGUCUCGUCGUCGUCGUCGUCGUGUCUCUCUCCCUGAGAUCAGACGUGCGCCCCACCC